Messenger RNA from Iphiclides podalirius (scarce swallowtail), 882 nucleotides. The record is from the annotation of a GenBank genome assembly. NCBI's taxonomy places the organism in Eukaryota, Metazoa, Arthropoda, Insecta, Lepidoptera, Papilionidae.
AUGGAUCGCUGUUCGAUUAAUGUUCGUAGCUUUCAUAAUGCUGCCGAGGAUGCAUACACAUUUAAGGUUACUUACGCGUCGCGUCUGGUACGCUCGUCCCAGAAUUUGUCCCAGAAGGUGGAACGGUUUUUGAUUCUGAGCACGCUAGUGCUGAGUGUGCGAGGUAGGGUGCCGCCACUGCUGCUGGCUGACACCCCGGUGGACAUGCUAUGCUCCGAGGCUGAACUCUUCGCGAUGAACGUUGUCCCGCCCCCACCCGCGCCCAGUCGAUCCGACUGGGACCCUGAACGCUGCAUUUCGUCUUUGGUAUUACACACGCACUACAUGAUUCGCUGCACAAUUGCCCAUGCCAGACGAAUUAUCGUGGAGCAUGUUCACCAUUACGAGGUUAUUAUGCUCCGUUUCGUGAAAGGACUCCGCUCCGGCGUCGGAAUCAACGCUGGGCGAAACACACCCAGCGUGCAACAACAAGUGAGUUUACGUCCAGCGAUACGACCCGCUACUGCACUGCGUAACGAGUCCCGGCGUGCGUGCUCGCGGCUCGAACGGGGGCGUCGAGACGGGGCUGCCCGGGGGGCUUCAGCGGAACGACACGGGGGGCGAGUGACGGGGCAUGUAGUGGCGUGCCGCCGGCGCGCCGCGCGGACUGUCAAUGAAGAUCGGCUCGGGGGCGAGGCGCGGCGGGCGGCGUGGCGUCGGCGUCGCGCUCGCUCGCCCGGCCGCCGACGACGCGCGACUCCGCCCGAGGAUAAAUUUGGCGCUAAUGGAAACCGGCGGUGGGCGCCAGUAAUCAAUGCCCGAGUGGGGAUCGAGAACCAGCCGGACCAGACCGCGCCGGAUUCAGGUGAUUGGCGAAAAACUACGCACGCUACAGUUCCACCG